UUAAAUUGUCAAAUCAAAUGGCAACGCCGGUCAGUGUGUCACAAACUUCCGAGCAAUCGGAGCAUUAAAUCUUAUAUACUUUGCGGUCUGAGCGAUUUAGCACCAUACCGCUGACACAGUGCACUAAAACAUGGAGUGGCACGAAGUUGAGCUGGACGGGAGCCGCACGACUCAGUUCCCGGAGCGGAUCGUGCCCGGAUUCGGGCUGAAUCUUUCGCAGACCGGUAAGUGUGGCGUGGGAUUUGGUAGCAUUGCAUUGGUCCCUUAUUUGACCCAAUUCGCAGACGACUGCCUGGGCGGCAUCAUCCGCGGCGGGCAGUGGGGAUGGGUGACCCGCAGGAAAGGCAAAGACGCCACCCUACUAAUCUGCAUCAUGGCCACCGGCGAGUGCGUAUCCAGGCAUUGCUUUUGGCGCCAGUCCGCCAACGAGGAAAAGAGCCACCACUUCAACAGUAUCCGUUGUGUGGAGGAACUCUUUCCCGGCGAGCCGAAGCGACCGGCGUUGCUGGCCAUCUGCCUGGAGAUGUGGGACCACAGGACGCAGGUGCUCAUCUACGCGUACAUUUCCGGCAAGGUGCUGCGCCGCUUCGAUCUGCAGGACCACCUCCACUGCCGAGCAAUGACCUUUCUGGACGAAAGCCUCUGCGGCGGAACGCGACUAAAACUAUUCGACGGCUGCCUGGCUGUGGCCACCGAAGAAGGCACUGUCCUCCUGGUCGAUCUCAACGCCGGCAGACUGCUGGAGGAGCGUGGGCGCCAUAGUCUCGACAGACCCAGUGACGAGGGCAAGCCCUCCUACGGCAAACUGUACUGUAUUCCCGGCAAGGAGCUCGGCCACCGCCGCAUCGAAUCCGUGCUCGAAAAGUGCCGCUCCAAAGUGGCCCACUUGGCUGUGCAAGUGGAUGUGGCAAGCACCGGAAUUCGGAGCUUGAUGGGCAUACCCGUUGCGCCCGGCUUCGCCGCUGGACUGGAGGAUGGUCGCAUCGCCAUCUACGAUCUGAUCCUCUUUCAGCUGACCACCACGAUGCAGCCGCCGCCAACUAAUGGACGUGAUCAUGGGGCCGUGGAGCGGAUGUGCCUCAUCAUGCCGCCGGACGACCCGAAACCCUGCUUUUACAUAAGUGCCUUGUACCAGAUCGCCGAUCGCCUGCACAUGCUGCUGCACAACGUCUACUACAGGCGCGUGGAGCAGGUGGGCGACGGGUUCCGCUUCGAGCACUUCCAUUCCAGCUCCGUGCGCAACCACCAAAUCUUCGACAGAGGCAGCUGCUCCGUAACUGCCUGCACCACGGCGUCCACCUUCAGCUUUGCCGGCGACAGCGGCACGCUGCUGCUCAUCAUCUCCUGGUACUCGAACACAGAUCGCAAAAACAAGCUCGUCCUGUUCGACAUUAACCAGUGGUACAAGGACGAGAUGCCCUCCUGCCUGAGGCACAACGAAACUCCGCAUUACGUCGCCGGCUACAUCCUAAGUGGUCUGCCCAUCGGCUUGGGACUGCAUCUGCGCUCCACCUCCAUUAUGCACUAUGUCUCGCUGCAGCGCUACGAUGAGCACUUCUAUCCCGACUCACUGACCUUCGAUUGCAUGCUGCUAACCGCAACCGGCAGCCGCUACUACGCCCAGGACGGAGUGCAGAAUCGCUUUCUUAACACCCUCCGCUGGGAGCACGCCACGCUCUUUCUGCGACCACAGCCCUACCACGAGAGCAUUGUCCGCCUGCGACUUCUGCCCCAGUUCUGCGAGCUGAGCCCAAACGCCACCUUCUCCAAGACUGCCAUGUACGAGGUAAUACUGUCGGUGGCCUUGGAGCACAACUGCGGGGCCCUGCUGAACGACUGCGCCCGGAGCUGGAUGGACGGAAGCUUCCUGUGCAACCUGCUCGAUCCCACCAAGCUCUCGCUGGCCACGCUCACCCAAUGGAUCGUGCGGCGCGCCGGGCAUAUCAAGUCGCGCUGCUCGGAGCUGUGCCAGGGCAUCUUCGACUACGGUGGCUACUCCCUGGACGAGCGGGAGCGGCGCGAGUUCCAGCUGCUCACCGACCAACUGAGCGAGCUGCUGCGCCUGCAGUCCUACAUUGUGGAGCAGGGCCGGCGCAGACUGGCGCCCACGACGCUGGCCGAGUGCAAGGGCAACGAGCAAGCGCUGCGAACGGUGCACGAGUACCAGAGGGUGCUCUACUGGUUCAUCGAGCAGGGCCUCCUGCCGGAGGGCCAGCACGAGGCCCAUCAUCGCGAGCACCGGGAGCAGCCGCUGGUCCGCCUGCGACACGUCUACUCCGAAAGGCGGGCGCAGCGCAAGACCCUUUACAUUGACGCCCUGAUAAAGCACUCUGGCCUUUCGAACACUUAUCCGCCGGACUCGCUGCACGCCCUGCUGCUUGUGAUGCUCGCUCCGGACACUGAGGUGGCCCCCAAGCAGGCGCUGCUCCUGUACCUGCUGCUGGACCUGGACUCACAGCUGGGCAGACGCUUCAAGAACGCCUUCCAGCUGGGCGAAGGUCUGGCCAAGUCGGUGCGCUCCUUCUGGUGCUUGGACCGCGGCGAUUACGAGCAAUGCCUCAAGGAGCUGUACAUGCACCCCGCUCCGGCCAGCAACUACCAGGUGUGGCAGACGCGCCUGUUGGUGGAGACGCUGCUGGCGGGAGGCGCCAUCAAGGCGGCCAUGCGCGUGGUGUACCAGCCGCCGGGACCACUGCCUCCGUCGCUGCACAUGAGCGUGCUGCUGGCCAACGAAAGCAUGCCGCAGGCCUUCCAGCUGGCCCGCCUCCACGACGACGAGGAGGGGCAGCCGCUGCUGGAGAGCUUCUUCCGCCACUGCCUGCGACGUGGCCGCUUCAAGGCGCUGGCCGAGCUGUGUUUGCGCGGCCCGGAGGAGCGGCUCCUGUACCGUCUGCUGCGUGAGUGCCGCUCGCGCCAGGCGGACCGCGUGCAGCUGAUCCUGCUGCUGCAGAAGAGCAAGUUUAUCGACGCGGUGGCCUUCAUGGACGACGUGGCCGCCGAGCGGGAGCGGGAGGACGACUCCUCCAGCUUGAUCAUUUCGGCCUACCGGUCCACGAUGGCGCCGGUGGCGCAGAACAUAGCCGGCACCUUCCUCCGCAUCCGCGGCCAUCUGGAGGGGGGCCUUGAGGAUGGCCAGAGCGGCCGAGGUAACCUGCCGCCCUUCAGCUGCCAGCUGGUCAAGCAGAACGCCAGCGGCCAGGUGGGCGGCAUCUUCCAGAGCUCGGCCGUCAGUGCCCACUGGGCCACGCAGUUCGAGGAGCCGCCAGCCGCCCUGUCGCCCGUCUCGCGGCGCAACCAAAUCGGCCACACCAACAUACCCUUCCUGCGGCAUGCGCAGUACGGACUGUCGGAGCUUCCGCGCCGGCGCCGCACCGUGCGCCCCGUGCCCCACCAGGCGGUGGAGAAGCGUCAGCGGGAGGCGGAGCAGGAGCAGGAGCGGGAACGGGAACGGGAGCAGAGGCAGCCGCACUUCUCGCUGCAGCCCUGCAAACGCCGUCGCCUGCUGUCCGAGCAGUUGGUGGACGAUGUCAGGGGCCAUGUGCAGUCCAUCCUGGGCCAGCAGUUGGGGCAAUCGCAGGUGGCGGACACGGAGCGCAGCGCGGCCGUCGAUCUGCUGCAGCCGCCAACUUUCCUGCAGACGCGUCAGCCGACGGCAAGCCAGAGCAGCAGUUCGCCGCAGGCCAAACUCACGAUCCUGAAGAGAAACGGCACAGCACCAGCACUGGAUGGAGAGCCGGUGGCGGUGGACACUUCUGCCACGCUGGCGGAGCCCAAGCGGUUCCGCUUCAAGCCGCCCAUUCCCCUGCGCUUGGAUGGAUCGAUGGAGGUGGACACCGAGGAGGAGGAGCAGGAGGGCGAGGAGGAGGAGACCGACGAGAUCAGUGAGAUCGAGUCGCGAAGCGAGCCGAGGAGCAUCGAGUCAGAUGAGGGUGACCAUGAGGUCGGCGACGACGACGACGACGUGGAGUUCUUUUCGCCAUUGGCCUCGGCCAAUGUGUCCUUGGUGAACCAGUUGGCAGAGCUGCCGCAGGAAUCGCCUGCUCGACCCGAGCUCCCACCGCCUGGCCAACCGGCUGGCCCACCGCCUGGCCCACAGCCACGUGGCUCAUUGCGUCAGGGAAAGAUUGACACUGCCACUGAAAGCGAGGGCAGCAGUGGGUUCGGUAGCUUUGCCACGGUCCAGCCAACGCCAACGACAUCGCACUCGCAGUUCGUGCCCACCAUCUGCUCCUCGAAGAUGUGCGAGACGCAGUCGCAGGUUUUCUCCAGCGGCAACAGCAGUGCGGUGAAGAUCUCCGAGCGCACCACCAUCUGUGGCGAAAUGGAGUCAACCGAUCUGGGCUCGGCACUAACUACCGCGGUCAGUGCGCAGUGGUCGCUGCCCGCAGUGCGUCCAACCGGCCAGGCACACCACCAGAUGAUGGACACCACGCUGGGCAUGUCCACCUACGAUGUGCCAUCGCUUGAGCAGCAGGUUGAGCAGCAGGAUCAGGAGGAGGAACUGAAGCUGGGUGAUACGCAGUCACUGGAGGAGGAACAUGACCAAGAACAGGGGCAGGAGGAGCCUGCGCAGAGCGGUUACCAGCAGCUGACGUUCAUGGGCAGCUCGCAAGAGCCUGCCCAGGAGGAGCCCCUCUCCUCGCCCACCUACAGCCUGAGUAGCGAAGAGUCGGACAUGUCCUCGGCCGCUGGCAUUCGAAAUCCCAUGAUAACCGCCCUGCAGAGCGACGAUCCCAUGUACUCCAUCGUUGUGGAGUCGACGGGCUCCAUCACCACGUCGCGGUCGGUGACGCACACGCCCACCUCCUUCCUGCCCAGCGACACGAACGUCUCGCAGACCUCGACUCCUCCGCGGCCGGCACAUGGCGGCGAUGGCGACGGCGACGGCUCACCGCCCACCCUGUACCGCGCCAACAGCCUGGAAACGGUCGACGAUCUGGACACCACCAAGGGUUCGCUGGAGGAGGAGGAGGAGUACGACGAGGACGACUGCGUCAUUGCACUGGACGGCACGGAGGUGCGCGGCUACGUGGCCCGCGCCCAGGAAGCGGCGGCCUGCAGCAGUGCGGAGCUGUUCGCCUUCAAGGACAAGGACGGCCAGGAGGAGUCGGCGGCCAGAGGCGACCCCUGCCCGUCUCUUUCGCUGGGCGCCACGGUCAACAGCGAUUCGGAGGUAGCCGACACCAUUGUGAUAGAUAGCGAUGACGAGGAUCGUCAGCCGGAGGAUCAGAAGCAGGAGCAGGAUCUGGAGCUGGAGAAAGCAGAAGAGUGGCCCAUGGGGGAGGAUGCCCCUAGCGAUGAUUCGGUGGCCACAGUGGCCUUUAGCGAGCACAAGCAGAAUGCGGAGGUGGAUGUGAAUGUGGAUGUGGAGGUAGAAGUGGUCCAUGAAGUGGAACUCCUGCAUGCAGGUCCCCUGGCGGAGAUUCCCGAAGAGGAUGAUGAAGAGGAGGAUGAAGAGGAGACCAAGGAGGAGGAGGUGGUCGCAGCACCAGCCCCGCAUUCUGCCCAAGAGGAGGACUCCAGGCAGAGUCUCACGCUAGUGCUGUCCGAUGAGGAUGAGGAUGAAGAGCAAGCAGCUCCGCCAACGACGCGUACUCUGCGUCCUCGACGUUCCACGGUGGAGUACCAGGACAGUCCGCGUUCGCUGCGCCCACGACGCCCCACUCUGGAGCAGCAGGACAGUCCGCAUUCCCUGCGCCCGCGUCGUUCUACUUCCAGGCCCGCCACGCCCAUUAACAAUGUCCAGCGCGGUCAGCGGUGCAACUCGCUGGCACCCGCGACCCAGAGUCCCAGUGUCCGGCGCACCUUGCGCGGCAUCAGCGAGCCACCCCCCAUGGUGGUCAUGCAGGCUGCGCCAAAAACCAGGGCGCCAAGAUCGCGCAAGACAAGUGCCAGUGAGUCAUCCACAUCCACAUCCGCACCCGCCUCGGUCGAGGAUUCAAAAACGGAGACGGAGGCGACGCUGCCCCGGACUCGUCGCACUGCCAAACGCGGCAACGGGAACGGCAACCCCGCCGAGUCGAACGAGGCCACAACAUCCGUGGCCAGCAAGAGCCAGCAAAAGACGACGCGUGGCAAGCGGGCCACCUCGCUGACGCCCUCGAACCAGGGUCCAACUGUCCGGCAGGCAAUGCGCGGCAUCAGCGAGCCGCCCACCACCACUUUGGAGGCCGGGCAGGUCGGCCGGAAGCGGAGGGCCGCCGGAGGUGGGCGAUCGCGCAAGACGAGCUCCAGCACGACAUCCACAACGGCUUCGCCUCCUCCGGCGCAGGAAGACGAUUCCGCAGCGGCUGAGAAGCGACCACGUCGCCGACGCACCGAUCAGUCCGCCAAUGCCACUGAAUCCGAGGCCAGAAGCACCCCGACAAGGCAGCUGCGUCUGCGCGUGCCACGCAACCAGAUGCCCGAGGCACCAUAGUGAAUUUGCUGAAAGUGCAUCCUUUGUGGCCACAACGAAACGAGCGCAUGUGGCAUAAACAGAGCUCAACUUAUCCUGAUAUUAUGAACGACAUAGGAAGCACUUCUCAAGAAACGUUAAAUUUUAGUUGGCACUAAAUCCGAUUUGUUUAUAAUUGAGUUAAUGUUAAAAUAAAUAAGUUGUAUGUUAACAAUUUA
Drosophila gunungcola (fruit fly) is the source of this 6615-nucleotide messenger RNA. It is a transcript of the gene Elys, whose product is annotated as protein ELYS homolog. The record is from RefSeq and is a predicted model, not a curated record. NCBI's taxonomy places the organism in Eukaryota, Metazoa, Arthropoda, Insecta, Diptera, Drosophilidae.